ACAUGUGAAAUUAUUGCUCUGUAAAUAAAUACAUUGAACGUGGGUUUUAUAGAGUACAAUACACGCAGUACAAUGCAAGAUGGGAUGACAUCAGCCACCACCCGGAACAAAAACACGUUCGAGCCGCCGCGUGUGUUCCGCCCGGACGCGGCGUGCGCAGCAUGGCGGCGCCCAUGGGGAGGCGGCAUGGCCUCAGCGUGUCGCGGUGCGUCGAAGCUGUAGAGGAGCUGCUGAUGAGACACGCGGCGCCGAGGCCAAAGCGACUUCCCGAGCAGCUCGCGGAACACGCGGAGCCGCCGGGGAAGGCGCGGUGCUCGCGAGAAACCCGCCCGGCGCGAGUGUUCAAGGAGCGCAGUGCAAGGCACCUCAGGCAGAGGGACCUGGUGGUGCCCAAGGGGGUGCUGGAGAUGUUGUUUGAGGGGGGCCAGGUUCCUAGCGCGUUCAUCGCCGAUCUGAUGAGCUCGCAUGAUCCCAGGCUGCCCACCGUUACCGACUGCGUGCAGACAGAGAGCGGCCUGGCUGUUCGGUUCGAUCGGCGCGAAGUGUACAGCAGGGUACUGGGAAGACCCCCCGUAUCGGACCUCAUGAGUGAUGCUCGCACAUCAGAAGGCCACAGGGCGUCACUUGAAGGCACGGCAGACCUACCGUCUGUUAAAACGCUCUCGCUGAACUGCUGUUUGCCAAAUGAGCGCUCGUCGAGCGAGGAUGAUUAUUGUUGCGAGUGUCAGGAACAUGGGAAUUUACCAGAAGUUGCAAAGCGAGAACUCCGAAGUUGCGUGGUGGUCAACUGUCCGUGUCUGCACCGAUGCGAGCCGCUCACACCAGGGCAUCUGCGCUGUGUUCUCCUGGCCCAUCAGCUGUCAAGACUGCUUUCGCUUGAUGGCUAUCACGUGUACAAAUGUCCAGCCAUCAAGGAAGGGGCACACGUGGAGGUCCUGAAACCACUCCGGGUUGAGUGGCCGACAUUAGCAGCCGAGAAAACGGCAGCGCACGGUGACUCUGGUCCUCUCACCGACCCCGUGGCAGAGUGCCGUUCGAGGCUCCUGCAGUCAGGGUUCGCGGAGCCAAUGGAGAGGCAGAGUGCGACCGAAACCAAACUCUCACGCCGUUCCGAGCCGGAACCGGAAACAAACAGGAAGAAGGAGCAAGCGGAGAGGGAAACCAGAGUGACGAACGAGGCAGAAGCAGCUCGUUCAUCUCCUGAUCAGAUGUACAGAGUCAACCUCCAGCAGUUUGUGAGCACGCGUUGCCUUGAAGGGAUGGACCCAAAUCUUAACACCGUCUUGGUUGAUGACGAUUACUUGGCUCAGGUGGUCGAGUUGGAAGCUGCACUGAAUGGCUGCCAUGGCGGUGAGACACGUCUUUUGCAUAUCGUUUGUUGCGAAGAGGAGUUUAACCAGCAGAAAGUUGACUUGCUUCUUCAGUUGGUUGGUCAGAGUGAUGCUGUGAAGAUGCAGAGGCACGUGGUGGUUGGCAGUGUGAAGACGGGAGAAGAGACUUCGCAGGUUAACGCGCUUGAAUAUUUACGGCUCCGCCGAGCACAAAUGAAAGAGGCUUCAGUUAUGAAAUACGGGAACUCGGUGCAAGGCCCCGAGUGGGAGGAGAUUAUCGACGUGAUGACCGCAGCGACGGUGAAGUUUGAGCUGCUGUCCUCGGCUCACCGCAGCACGCUGCCGCUGGAGCUCGGCGAGGGUGCGGAGAGAGCGAGCGCCGCCAGGGGACGGCGGAGCGGCACAUUCGUCAUGUACAACGCGGCGCGUCUCUCCACGCUCUUCCAGAACUACCGCACGGCCGUCAAACAAGGAAUGUACCCAAAGUUUCCUGAAGUAUCUUCGUUGGAUUUCUCGCUGCUGAAUGAAGAGGAAGAAUGGCGCCUUCUCUACAACUACAUCGUUCCGUUUGGGGAGCUGCUUUCUCGUUCGUCUCAUCUGGAACCGGCGCGGGGAAUUCACGCGACCGCGCACACGGACGUGCUCUACAAGUUCCUGGUGGAACUCAGCAUGGACUUCAGCUCCUACUACAACCGGGUUCGCGUCCUCUCUGAGCCCGUGCCGCACCUGUCCGGGAUCAUGUUCGCCCGGCUCCGGCUGCUCGAGCGUCUCCAGGAAGUGAUGCACGCCGCAAUGGCGGCCUUCGGCCUCCCGCCAUUGAAACAGAUUUGACGCGGCCUGGCGCUGGGUCACGGUCGUGGGUCUGAGCCGCAAUAAGACAAAUGUGACGGGCUGCGUUUCUGAAGUACGAGCCAAAGGUGGGGAAGCUGUGACCUACGGGCUGAAUACAACCCUCGACUUCCUUUCACCUUGCCUUUAGACACAAUUUUAAAUGGUCCGCAAAAUAUAUUUAUCCAUCACUGCAAACAUCUUAGCCGCACUAAACCGGUACUAGAGGGGAAUUUUUUUAACCUGGCAACACCGUGUUUAUGAUUUUAGACGUCUCGCAGUGGCAGAGGUCACAGAGCUGUGGGUGUUGGCGUGUGGCGCGCCGCCAAACACGUUUGAAAGUCCGGUUCGGCUCUCGGUGGUGAGGGGAAAGCUGUCCCCAUAGAUCCACUGCGUGGGUGAGCCAGCCUGCUACAGGAUGAUGAGGCGCUGCUCGUAAGCCGUACACAGAGUAGGUUGUUGACCUGUCAGUGUGGAAUUUAAGUGUCCAUGUCGUGUGUGGGUUACUCCCACGAUUGUAAAUGCAUGGAUGGUGAGGUAAAGGUGGAGCCCUGCAAUGUUUUGCUCAUGUCACUGCUGCUGGCAGAAGAGCCUUCACGAGAGGGAGCUCUCGCAGGGCCCCUAUCGAGGGUAUUUUGCCUCCUUUUUCUCGGUGGCCGUACAUUUUGGCAGAGGUGGGAUUACUACACGAUCCACGGUGCACUACUACCCCCCUAUACUGCGCCGCAGAUGGGAAUUAACCAAAGGUUUUAAGCAAGACCCUGCGCAAGAGUUCACUCGUUCCUGCGUAAACAAAAUGCAUUAUUGUGGUGACCGUCCAUUCUCCUGAACGGAGUCAUUAAUGACCACACAUUAGGUUUGUGCACCACUUUGUUUAUGGCCCCGAGGUGGUCGUUCUUUCUAACCAUAACCACCCCCCCCAGAGCCAGCAUGCACAGCUUCUCGCCCUCCCACGAGUCAACCAACCCCUCCUGUGUGUAUUCAUCGUGAAAAAGUUCAACCAACUCAAUACAAUCCCAACAUUUAACUCUGCAAAUGAAGACCGGUGUGUUUAUUAAUGUUGGACUGUAUCAUGCGUUGAGUUGCUGCACCGUCCCGCGUAUUGUCCCGACAAGCACAGGGCACAAUCCAGUGUCCCGCUUAAUGCGACACUGCCGUGCCGCUGAGAACAAAAACCACCAAAUUAAAGGUACGGACGGACGUGUCCCCUACUUUGUGAUUCAGCCAAAACUUUAAGUGGAAUUGGACCUAGACAUGAACAUUCGCAUGAUCCGAAUGUGUCACGUCACAGGAAUGGAUGUGACGUCACAGGAAUGGAUGUCACGUGCACGACGCCACAGCCACGAGUUUCACACCAAAUCGGCGUUAGGUGUCGCGGGCCAUCGGGUGACGUCACCUUUCGUUAGCACGAAGACGCUUGCGUAACUAUUACAUUCUUACAUUUAACAUUAUUACUUAACGUAAAUGACCUGUUACGAUAUAUGAAAUUGUCCUUAAUCUGAAAUGUUUUCAUCCGACACUCAUCCCUAAUAAAGCGAAAAGCUACACAAUGCAACACGGUCUGGUCAAGCAUUGUACUGAGUGUAAUUUAAACACUUUAGUGAUGUAUUUCAGACCACGAUAUGACAAACACGACACUUCAGGGAACAAGAUGCCACAUCCAUGUUCCUCUCUUUACAAAUGGAACAAUUUUUCAUGAUUAAUGGAACAAUUUUUCAUGAUUAAUGUAACAUUUUAGACGCAUACAUCACAUUACAGUAACAUUGUACGUUUCUGCAUUCAUCGCUGAACGUAUUUUGCUUGCAACGAAUGAACUAAAAUAAACGCCAUAACCAUUAGGCGCACUGAACAUGCAAGUGUG
This is a messenger RNA of Lethenteron reissneri (Far Eastern brook lamprey), 4020 nucleotides long. It is a transcript of the gene DALRD3, whose product is annotated as DALR anticodon binding domain containing 3. Gene Ontology annotation, biological process: arginyl-tRNA aminoacylation; tRNA C3-cytosine methylation. Lineage: Eukaryota; Metazoa; Chordata; Hyperoartia; Petromyzontiformes; Petromyzontidae. The record is from RefSeq and is a predicted model, not a curated record. Gene Ontology annotation, molecular function: arginine-tRNA ligase activity; ATP binding; tRNA binding.